Messenger RNA from Pogonomyrmex barbatus (red harvester ant), 2429 nucleotides. RefSeq names its product tetratricopeptide repeat protein 27. Lineage: Eukaryota; Metazoa; Arthropoda; Insecta; Hymenoptera; Formicidae. The record is from RefSeq and is a predicted model, not a curated record. Gene Ontology annotation, molecular function: protein binding.
AUGUUGAAUGCUGAAUUUUCAGAUUUACCAGAUAUUAUAGAUGACAUAUUAAAUGGCCAAUAUAAAGAUGUAAUAAAUAAACUUCUUAUAUUUAUCAAGCCAAUAAAGAAUGACGAUAGCUUAGAAGAAAUUAUAUAUAAUAGUUCAUCUGAGGCUGAUGUACAUUUAUUAUGGUUAUGUACAGGAAUAGCUUCAUUAUUACAUUUUGUUCAAUGUAAUUGGACAGGUCCAUGUACUGAUAAGGAUAUUGAUUGGUUGAAAAUUAAAAGAGAUGAAGCACUCAAAGAUUUAUCUUUGCAUGAUGGGUGUAAUAUAAAUGUACAAAAACCAGAGCUUCUUUAUUUGUCUAAGAAAAUAUUUUCUAACAUGAAUCUACAGCUUAAAUAUAGAAGCUGUCUUUGGUGGCUGUUUAGAACUAUUUUGUUGCAUCAGCAUAUAUUAGAUGAAAACUCAGGUAUAUUAUUUGAGGAAGUCGAGAAUCUUAUAAUGGAAAUUAAUAAUUUAGAUAUAUUAAAAGAAGAUCCUCUUUGCAAGCUUUUAUUCAAUCUAGAAACUGCUAGAUUUUACUUGUACUAUAGAAGAAUACAAAAUUCUGAGGAACAUCUUGAAUGUGCACAAAGAAUAGCAAGCUUAAGAUUAAAUUUAGAAGGUGCAAUGGGAAAACGUACUAGGUAUCAACAAGAAGAAAAAGCACAAUUAUAUCUGAAUAUAGAGAUGGAUAAAGAUAUUUUUCCUUCAAUAAAUUGUGAGCAUGUACCAAAAUCUGUAAAUUUAAAUGAUGAGUUAAGAUUGGAACAUAUUGAGUUUUCAGACUAUAAAGAAGAGAUUAAAUUGGGUGCAGUAGAAGAAGCAAUAAUUUUAGCAAAAUAUGUUCAAUUGCAGCUUUGUCAACCCAAGCACAAACUCACUGACGAAGAAAUCAGACCCUAUUUAAUUAAAGUUGUAGAGAAUACAAAGAAUUGGUCAUUAAAAAUGACUUCUUUGUACUAUCGUUGCUUAUUGGAAUCUGAUGACAAAAGAACUGUUGAACGAUCUAUGAUGCAAGCAGAGUCUUUACUAAAAGAUUAUAAUGAUAUAAAAGCACCUGUAGCCAGAAGAAUGGAUUUAUUUUUUGCGAGCGGUAUGAAACCUAUUUGGAUAUUGGAAGAGAAAUGGGCUAAUAUAAUGUUCAGUCUCGGUUUGGUGAAAGGAGCUUUGGAAGUCUUUACAAAGCUAGGAUUAUGGGAGAAUGUGAUUACUUGUUACAACACGUUAAAUUUGAAACACAAGGCAGCUGAAAUUAUUAAGCAAGAAAUAUCUAAGAAGUCAACGGUGAAAUUAUGGUGUCUAUUAGGAGAUGCAACUGGAGAUGUGAAUAAUUAUGAAAAGGCAUGGAAAUUAUCCGAAGAAAAAAGUAGUAGAGUACAAAGACACUGGGGAUUUCAUUAUUUUGCAAAGAAAGAUUAUGCUGAGGCUGUACUACAUUUGAAAUUAUCGGCCGAACUGAAUAAUAUUCAAGAACUUGUGUGGUUUAGGCUAGGAUAUGCAGCAUUGCAGAUAGAAGAUUGGAAGUUAGCUGCUAUGGCGUAUAGACAAUAUUGUACUUUAGAACAAUCUACUUUCGAAGCAUGGAACAAUUUAGCAAAUGCAUACAUAAAAUUGGGAGAUAAAUCAAGAGCUUGGAAAUCUUUACAAGAUGCCAUAAAAUGCAAUUAUGAUCGUUGGGAAGUAUGGGACAAUUUAAUGGUUGUAAGCAUUGAUUUGGGAUAUUUUUCAGAAGUUAUUCGAUGUUACCAUCGUAUUUUGGACUUGAAAAGCAGUCAUUUAGAUGUUGAAGUUCUUCAAAUAUUAACAAAUGCUAUAAUAAAUAAUAUUAAUGAUGUGGAAGGAAAUCCAACAUCUCGUUUACUUUCAAAUAGCUUGGAAUUAUUUGGAAGAAUUACUUCUAAUGUAGUUAAUAAUCCAGAUAUUUGGAGAAUGUACGCUCAACUUGUCAUAUUGAGAAAAACGGAUAUUGACGAAGAAAAAGCGGCACAGUAUCUACAACAAGCGUAUCGUUUUGCCACUUCAAAUCCAAAAUGGUAUCACAGUGAAGAUACAACUUUAAAUGUAUUAGAGUUAUGCUGCAAUUUAGCACAAGCAUAUUUAUAUUGUGCUACUAAUGUCGGAAUUGUUAAGAAGAGAAAAAUGUUAGGGAGCGCCAAAUUAUCUCUUCAAGGAGUUGUGAAAAAGAUCAAGGAACAAGAAUGGAAUAAUACGAAUAUCAUUGAACAAUUAAUGAAAAUUGAAGAGUACUUAACAACUAUAACAAAUGAAUUGGAACAAAUAAAACCUACAUAAUAAUUAUAUUACAUAUAUCAAUAUAUCUCAUAUAAGAAAUUAUUCAGCUACAAAAAACUUUAUGACAACAGCAAUGCAAGCGAUUUUAAUAAAACUAUUCAGAGGAUAAA